AUGGGGACAGGAGCCGGAGCUGGAGCCGGAACCGAGGCGGUUGCAGAGGCCGGGAGAGACACUGACUCCGGGGCUGGGGCCGACGAGGGAGCUGGAGCUGACACAGAAGGUGCAAUAGAAGCUGUGACCGGGUUGGGAGCAGAUGCAGCAGAUGGACCUUCCCGCGGCGCAGGGGUUGCUUUGGUCUCGGCGAUCGGAGCAGGCACGGCGGCAGUCGAGGGCGGCGGGACGAAGCUGUUCCGCGAGGCCAAGACGUGGGUCUACAAGUACCCCGAGGAAAGCAAGGUGUUGCUGCGCAAGAUGGCCGCCAUCUGCGUCGAGUACCUCGCCUUGCAGGUCGCCGCGGGGGCGCAGAUUGUGCAGGUCUUCGACUUAGUGUUAUAA
Molecule: messenger RNA, 384 nt
Organism: Fonsecaea erecta
Lineage: Eukaryota; Fungi; Ascomycota; Eurotiomycetes; Chaetothyriales; Herpotrichiellaceae
Exons: 2
Coding region: 1-384 (127 amino acids)
Biological process (GO): heme biosynthetic process
Cellular component (GO): cytosol
Molecular function (GO): uroporphyrinogen decarboxylase activity
Source: RefSeq, a predicted model, not a curated record